This is a messenger RNA of Wyeomyia smithii (pitcher-plant mosquito), 846 nucleotides long. RefSeq names its product general odorant-binding protein 45-like. Lineage: Eukaryota; Metazoa; Arthropoda; Insecta; Diptera; Culicidae. The coding region runs from base 1 to 846 and encodes 281 amino acids. Gene Ontology annotation, biological process: sensory perception of smell. The transcript has a single exon. Gene Ontology annotation, molecular function: odorant binding. The record is from RefSeq and is a predicted model, not a curated record.
AUGAAGGGCAUUGCCACCAUUCUCGUUAUUGCUAUGUACUCAUCGCUAGUACUAGCGGAUCUUCCACAUUACACUACCUACAAAAGCUUCCAAACUGCGUUCUACGAAUGUGCGGAAUACUAUCAUGUGCCUAAUUGCACCGUUCGACGGUAUAUCGAGCAAUCCUAUCCACCGGAGGAGGAGGUGAAGAAACUUAUCCGCUGUACGUUGAUUAAUCUUGGAGCCUGGGAUGAUGCUACCGGUGUGCGUGAUUAUGUGAUUAGUAACUACUUUGUUCCAUCACCGGAUGACAUCUGCUACGAAAGACGCACUCGUGAAUGUCUCGACAAUAUUUUCUACGAUUGUGACUACAGUCGUGCCUAUGAAUCCUUCAAGUGUUACUACCGUUAUUAUGGAGAACUCGUUUCGGACGAUAAAUAUGUGCCCAAUGAACAGCUGGAACUGCAACAGUUGGCUCUAACUAGCUUGUUGAUCUCCGAUCUGCCCUAUGAUGUCCUUGUUCAAUACUGCAAGGGUGACAUUGAAAGUGAGGAAAAUUUCCCGGAACUGCUGUUCGUGAUUUUGGUACGAGGAGGAUACUACAGCACACAGAAUGGAUGGAAUUUGCAGAACCUGUACACUCAACUGGGCGAUCAGGGCUUGCUGGACCCUUACACGCAAGAGUGCAUCGAUGGGGUUGCGAAGGAGAAAUGUAACGCUGACGAAGUGUCGCGGCUGUUCGCUACAUGGCAGCAAUGCUUGAGCCAGUAUAGUCCGCUUUUGCAGUAUAUUCAGGUGGCAGCUAAGACCCUGGUUGGUGACCCAGACGGUUGUAUCUGUACCAACUCCUUGUACAAUGGAAACUAA